Messenger RNA from Anopheles maculipalpis, 865 nucleotides. RefSeq names its product lysosomal thioesterase PPT2 homolog (gene Ppt2). Gene Ontology annotation, molecular function: thiolester hydrolase activity. The record is from RefSeq and is a predicted model, not a curated record. The transcript has 3 exons. Lineage: Eukaryota; Metazoa; Arthropoda; Insecta; Diptera; Culicidae. Gene Ontology annotation, cellular component: lysosome. The coding region runs from base 5 to 865 and encodes 286 amino acids.
GAACAUGUUCGCUAGACUGAGUGUAGCUGUAUUGAUUCUCAAAAUCAGUCUCGCAACAGCAUAUCGUCCAGUGUUUAUCUACCAUGGCAUUCUCACCGGUGCUGAAAGUAUGAAUCAUUUAGUUAACAGGAUUCAAGAGGUUCAUCCCGGCACCGUGGUAUACAACUUUCAACGAUUCGGAGGCUGGUCCAGCUUGGAAAAUGCUUGGCAUCAGGUGCUUGAGGCCCAGACUAACCUAAGAGCAGUCUGUGAGCUGCACCCGGACGAGGGAAUAAAUAUGAUCGGUUAUUCUCAGGGCGGUCUACUGGGACGUGCGGUGCUGCAAACAUAUCCGGAUCAUUGUGUUAAAACAUUUAUCUCGCUCAGCUCACCACAAGCUGGCCAAUUUGGAGAUGACUUUUUGCAUUUAAUUUUCCCUUCGCUGGUCGCUAAAACGGCGUACCAACUAUUCUACACCUACGUCGGGCAGCAUACCUCGGUUGGCAACUACUGGAACGAUCCGCACCAUCAGGAUCUGUUCGAAGAGUUUAGCAUCUUUCUGCCGUAUGUGAAUAAUCGCAUUUUAUCCAUAAACUCUACCCAAUUCCGAGACACACUGAUGCGUCUGGAGCAGUUGGUGUUGAUCGGUGGACCUGACGAUGGUGUCAUUACACCGUGGGAAUCUAGUCAUUUUAGCUUUUAUAACACCUCUUACGAUGUGGUACCGUUGCAUGAGAGUGAAAUUUAUACGGAGGAUUUAAUAGGACUGAAAACGCUGGAAGAAAGCGGUCGAUUGCAUAUAAUUGUGCGGGAAAACGUACAUCACUAUCAGUGGCAUCGGACGAAUGAUAUAAUCGAUAGCAUUAUUCUGCCUUAUCUAGACUAA